Notothenia coriiceps (black rockcod) is the source of this 441-nucleotide messenger RNA. Its product is annotated as ubiquitin. Gene Ontology annotation, molecular function: protein binding. Bases 111 to 344 code for a protein of 77 amino acids. Lineage: Eukaryota; Metazoa; Chordata; Actinopteri; Perciformes; Nototheniidae. The record is from RefSeq and is a predicted model, not a curated record. The transcript is spliced from 2 exons.
AGUACAGUGUUUGUCAGAACAGCAGUUAGUUCAGCAGUGGAAGCUGAAAGAGAGUAAGACUACGCAAGAAGGAUCCACAAAUAUUAACUGCGUCUCUUGAUCGUACAAACAUGCAGAUCUUUGUGAAGACCCUCACUGGCAAAACAAUCACCCUAGAGGUUGAGCCAAGUGACACAAUUGAGAAUGUCAAAGCUAAGAUCCAGGAUAAGGAAGGCAUUCCCCCUGACCAGCAGAGGCUGAUCUUUGCUGGCAAGCAGCUUGAGGAUGGCCGCACACUCUCCGACUACAACAUCCAGAAGGAGUCGACCCUCCACCUUGUGCUGCGUCUGAGGGGCGGGCAGUAAAGUGAUUAAUGAUUCCAUGUUCUUAACCUUAUUUCCCUCACGUUAACGUGCUACGUAUGACAUGUUAUACACCGUAUUAUAAAGUUGUUACACAUGA